AUGUCUCACGGCCCUGUCAACCCGGAGACGUCGACAUCUCUGCCGUCGCCACCGUUUAUCCAUCUCAAGGGUAUUCCCAACUUCCGCGACCUCGGCGGCUAUGUCGUAUCCAGUAAGAGCGGGACGGGCACCGUUCGCCGAGGCUACAUCUUUCGGUGUGGAGAGCCGACUAGCGCUACACCUGAAGCGGUUGAUACAGUCCGUGGCCUCGGCGUGACGCACAUUUACGAUCUGCGCUCGCUGCCCGAGAUCCAAAAGUUGCAGGUGGCCGGCACGGGGCCUAAGACGGUCGACUGGCCCGGAGUGACGCGUGUUUUCACGCCCGUGUUCCGCGCCGAGAGCUAUGACCCCGUGAGCCUGGCCAAACGGUACGCCGACUACCAAGAUGAGAGCCCCAAGGGCAUGGUAAAUGCGUAUCGGGCUAUUCUGACCGAAGGCGCGGCGUCGUACGGUAUUAUAUUAAGACACAUUCUGGAAGAUGCACGGGUGGCUAAGCAGCGGUGCUUUAUAAUUCACUGCACGGCUGGCAAGGAUCGCACAGGUGUCCUGGGGGCGCUGUUGCUGAGCGUGUGUGGCGUGCCGGACCUGGUAGUAGCCGAGGAAUACAACUUGACCGAGGCCGGCCUGGGCCAUUGGACCGAACUGCUCGUUCAGGCCGUGCUCAAGCAGGGUGCAACCAGUGAGGAGGGUGCGCGGCGUAUGGUGGGUGCUCGCAAAGCCAGCAUGCUGGACACACUCAAGAUGCUCCGGGAGGAGUUUGGCGGCGCGGCGGCGUACAUGGAGACACAGUGCGGUCUGACCAAGGAGGAGGUUGGCGAGAUUGUGGCCUUUCUAGUGGUCAAGGAAUGA
Messenger RNA from Sporothrix brasiliensis 5110, 849 nucleotides. RefSeq lists its product as uncharacterized. The record is from RefSeq and is a predicted model, not a curated record. Gene Ontology annotation, molecular function: phosphoprotein phosphatase activity. Gene Ontology annotation, biological process: dephosphorylation. Lineage: Eukaryota; Fungi; Ascomycota; Sordariomycetes; Ophiostomatales; Ophiostomataceae. The transcript has a single exon. The coding region runs from base 1 to 849 and encodes 282 amino acids.